UUUUUCAUGAUCCGCUACGGCCCUACCGUGGUCGACUGAGGGUAGUUACCUGACCUAGGUCACUACAGUUCUGAGUACCGACUCACUACUUGCUUGCUUUCCUUCCACUACUUGUAGCACCGCGAGAUCCCGCCACUUGGCCAUCCCGCCGCCUCCGCCUCCGCCUCCGCCUCCGCCUCCGCCUCCAGAAAACCAAGGAAGCUCCCGAUACUCCUCACCGCUCGCCUUCAAUGGGGAGAGGCAAGGUCGAGAUGCGCCACAUCGAGGACAAGAGCACCCGUCAAGUGACCUUCUCGAAGCGGAAGGGCGGCCUGUUCAAGAAAGCGAGGGAGCUCUCGGUGCUGUGCGACGUCGAGGUCGCUCUUAUCGUCUUCUCCGCCGGCGGCAAGCUCUACGAAUUCUCCGGCGGUGAAAGGAACCUUUAGAGAGAGGAGUCUCUCGCGGUGUAGCCGUUCCUGCAUAUCGGGUUCAUAGAGCUGGUUCGAGGCCGCUAGUUGCUGAAUCUCACCUUUUGCGACUCCUAAAGUCUUGUCUAGACUUGUUUUGAUUUUAAUAUUCACAUGAAAAAAAGAGGAGCCUUCCUUCAAAUGCCAUUUUAGAGAAAGUCAUCCAACGCUACCAGGCUCACAAAGAUGCAGACGCUGCAGUUAAUGAGCAUACAAGCGGGACUGAGGUUUUUUUCCAGAUCCC
Messenger RNA from Linum tenue, 690 nucleotides. The record is from the annotation of a GenBank genome assembly. NCBI's taxonomy places the organism in Eukaryota, Viridiplantae, Streptophyta, Magnoliopsida, Malpighiales, Linaceae.